Cuscuta campestris is the source of this 1642-nucleotide messenger RNA. The record is from the annotation of a GenBank genome assembly. NCBI's taxonomy places the organism in Eukaryota, Viridiplantae, Streptophyta, Magnoliopsida, Solanales, Convolvulaceae.
GCCAUCAUCUUUGAAAAUUCCCAGCCGCCGGCACCCGAUUCUCCGCGUUACAACUUCAAUCCAUGCCUAUAUAUAGUUGGAAUCACCCAUCUCCUCUGCUUACACCCACCAAUUCAAGCUCACUCAUCAUCUCCAAUGGCGGCUCCACGCACCUCCAUUGUCGACCUCCUCUGUUUCUCCUUUUUCAUCCUCUUCCUUUCUUCUUCUUCUUCCGCCGCCUCCUUUCGCCCCAAGGCUCUUGUAGCCCCUGUCACCAAAGACGCAUCCACCCACCAAUAUCUCACCCGAAUCAGCCAAAGGUCACCGCUUGUCCCCGUCGACCUCGUCCUGCAUCUCGGCGGCGAGUUCUUGUGGGUGGACUGCCACGCCAACUACGUCUCCACCACUUACCGCCCCGUCCUGUGCCGGUCCGCGCCCUGCUCUCUGGCCGGGUCCAAUGGCUGCGGGGAUUGCUUCUCCGCUCCCCGCCCCGGAUGUAACAAUAACACCUGCGGGGUCUCGCCGGAUAAUCCUGUCACCCACACGUCCACCGGCGGCGAGUUGGCUCAGGACGUUGUUUCGGUCAGUUCGACUGACGGGUCGAGUCUCGGAAAGCCGGCGGCCGCCUCUGGCUUCGUCUUCUCUUGCGCUCCCAGUUUUCUGCUGCAGGGGCUGGCUAAGGGAGCGGUCGGAAUUGCCGGUCUGGGCAGGACCCGAGUCGCCCUCCCCUCUCAAUUCUCCUCUGUUUUCAGCUUCAACCGGAAAUUCGCCAUUUGCCUGACGUCAUCAACCGGCGUUGUCUUCUUCGGCGACGGCCCCUACAAUUUCCUGCCCAAUGUCCAUGCGUCCGAGCUCCUGACGUACACCCCGCUGCUGAUAAACCCAGUGAGCACCGCCGGCGCCUCAUCUCCAGGCCAGCCGUCGGCGGAGUACUUCAUCGGCGUCAAGUCGAUCCGAGUCGGCGAAAAGGACGUGAAACUCAAUAACUCGCUGCUGACAAUCGACGCCCAGGGAAACGGAGGAACGAAGAUCAGCACCGUAGAUCCGUACACGGUGAUGGAGACAUCGAUCUUCAAAGCGGUGACGGAGGCGUUCGUGAAGGAGGCCGCCGCGAGGAACAUCACGAGAUCGGCGGCGGCGGUGGCGCCCUUCGAGGUGUGCUUCGGGGCAGAGAACGUCCUGAGCACGCGGGUCGGCGCAUCGGUGCCGUGGAUCACUCUGGAUCUGGAAGGGCAGGGGGCGACGUGGACGAUCACGGGGUCGAAUUCGAUGGUGGACCUGCGGGAUUCCGGGAAGAACUUGCUGUGCCUGGCGGUGGUUGACGGAGGGCGGAACCCUAGGUCAUCGAUCGUCAUCGGCGGGUACCAAAUGGAAGACAAUCUAAUGGAGUUUGACUUGGCCAGGUCAAGAUUGGGUUUCAGCUCCACACUGUUAGGACGCCGGACCACUUGCGCCAACUUCAACUUCACGUCCGCCGUUUAAUAUUAAAUUCCGAUCAGUAAAUUAAAUUCAAUAAAGAAAUGAAAUGGUACAUGCUUUACACUUAAAUAAACAAAUAAAAUUUGUGGUAUUCAUUGCGUUUCGAAAUUAAUCACCAAUUGUUUAGUCAAAUUUUUUUGUAUGUUUUUUUAAUUAUUUGAUAAAAUAAAAUAUUCAUAUCUUU